GGAAGCGUCGUGCGCUUUUCUGGCAACCAGUACGACCAAGUAAGUACGACGGUCGACGACGAUAGUGUUGGUGCUGUUUGUUUGUGUUGUAAAAUUGUGGUUAAGAUGGUUACAGAUAAAAAUACGGAAAAUCAUGUAAUCAAAGUUAAUAAAUGGGAUGGUUCUGCCGUGAAAAAUGCGUUAGAUGAUGCUGUCAAAGAUGUUCUUACAAAGAAAUACAAUUACAUAGAGAACUUUGCUCUGUUGGAUGGAAAAUUAGCCCUGUCUGGAGUUAUUGUAAUAGUUGCAGUUGUUGCACUGCUCUCUGAUCAUUUUUAUCCAUUCCCAGCAUCUAAAUCUGUUUUAGUCUCUUGUGUAUGUUUGUACUUCUUUUUGAUGAGUCUUUUGACAUUAUAUACAACAUACAAAGAAAAGGGGAUAUUUGUUGUAGCUAUUCAAAGAGAUCCAGCAGGUUUCAACCCUGAUCUUGUGUGGGAAGCAAGUUCAUAUAUGAAGAAACAUGAUGAUAAGUAUAAUCUUGUACUCUCUGUUAAAAGUACAUCAACAGGGAAUUUGAAUGAAACUUGUGUCACAAAGUCAGUUGCAAAUUUUAUCGAUGUCAACGGUGUCGUCAUUCCGGAAUUAAUGGAGAAUGUUGUAACAAGCAUGCAUGACAGUUUAACCAGUCAACGUAAAGAAAAGUAGCACGACAAAUGACAAUCAACUUAUUGCAUUUGCUACUUUUUUGUAAUUGAUAAUUUGCUUUCUUUUUAAAUACUUAAUGUACUUUGUAUCAGUGUAAAUAUAUUUCCAGAAUAAAAGACACGACGAUUUUAAAAGAAUUAUAUUAUUAUUCACAUUAAAAUCCAAUAAGGAAACAAAUGCACAGUUGAUUCAAGAGAUAAGGAAAUAAAAUGAUAGAUACUCAGUGUAUUAACAAAAUAUAUAAACUAUAAUUCAAUGAUGAAAGCGAAAGAGGCAGCCAAGGAAAACUACACAGAGAAAGAACAAGGAAACCGAUGAAUUAGAAAUAAAGAUACUUUUGUUAUCAAACGAUGAAACAACAUAUGACAGUAGAUCUUCAUUAGAAUCGAAAGAAAGGCAAUCAGAUUCGAUUGACGGAUCGGAGAAUAAUGUAUUUAAAAAGACGAAUGUAGAGAAAUCUGGGGUAUUGUGUUGGAAGUCUAGCAAUGUUCAACAGAAAUGUGAAUAUUGUCAGCAAAAAUUGUCGAGCAUCGACUUAAAAAUGUAUCCAGGCCAUCUAAACGGUGCCGUGAAUGAAUUCAUUGCAUUGACAGGUGCUAGAUUGUUUCUCUGCACUAGGGAAGAAGAUGGUCGGCGAGAGCGACGAAAGCGCUGACACACUUCUGUGUUUACGAUAGAAAUGGACACUUGUUUUUUCGUUACUGGACUGGUGGAGAAGAACGGAGUUCUACAUUUUACUGGUUACAUAAAGUCUACAUACGACGAGAAUUCGUGUGCAGAAGGCGGUAUGCCCACUAAAGACAUGGGUCCGAUAAACGAAUGGUAGAUGUUGACGAAAGGAAUCAAAUUGUAUUUAAAAAACAUUUUUUGUUAUUGAACAUAUUUCAUUAUGUUCAAGCUGGGUGCUAAGUAUGUACAAAAAGACGAUUGUUCAAGCUUAAUUCAUCUUAUUUAUUUAUUAGAGUGUUUCAAGAAUCAUUUAUAAUUUUACAUAACGAAAAAUUGUUUUGUCCGAACGUGUAAGAAAUUUUUAGUGUGACAAUCAAUAAAUUGAAGUAGGUCCGUUCCUAAGUAACAAACUUGCUACAUAUCUAGUGAA
Ceratina calcarata is the source of this 1783-nucleotide messenger RNA. RefSeq names its product putative signal peptidase complex subunit 2. Gene Ontology annotation, biological process: protein targeting to ER. Lineage: Eukaryota; Metazoa; Arthropoda; Insecta; Hymenoptera; Apidae. The record is from RefSeq and is a predicted model, not a curated record. The transcript is spliced from 3 exons. Bases 106 to 684 code for a protein of 192 amino acids. Gene Ontology annotation, cellular component: membrane; signal peptidase complex.